Messenger RNA from Anoplopoma fimbria (sablefish), 4717 nucleotides. It is a transcript of the gene ttll7, whose product is annotated as tubulin tyrosine ligase-like family, member 7. Lineage: Eukaryota; Metazoa; Chordata; Actinopteri; Perciformes; Anoplopomatidae. The transcript has 20 exons. Gene Ontology annotation, cellular component: cilium. The record is from RefSeq and is a predicted model, not a curated record. Bases 245 to 3031 code for a protein of 928 amino acids. Gene Ontology annotation, biological process: microtubule cytoskeleton organization; protein polyglutamylation. Gene Ontology annotation, molecular function: tubulin-glutamic acid ligase activity; tubulin binding.
ACUCCCAUGCACACUCAAGACUCUGCUGCCGCUCUUUAUGUUGCUGAAAGGCACCAGGGAGAUGCUCAGAUGAUCCAUCGGGCCAUCCUGAACCACAUUGUCCAUACAGCCCGAGACAGGGAAGACUAACUACUGCAAGUGUGAAAGACCCCCUGGAGGGUGCUGUGAGUACCCUGUGAGGCCCGCCCUCCCGCCAAGCUUGGCAGAAAGCUUGGCUUGCCCCUCCACUCCUCCAGCCCCUGAGAUGCCCUCUCCUCCCAAUGAAGGAGAGGAUCAAGGAGCGUCCCCCGUGAACGGGCCAUCUGUGGGCUCCUUCCACAGCAGUGGGAAGAGGAAGGUGCGCUCAAAGAAGAAGAAAGGCACUAUCACCGCCAAUGUCACUGGCACCAAAUAUGAGAUUGUUCGGAUAGUCACCAACGAGGUGGACUUCAUCAGGACCCGGGAAGAUGACGAGACUGCCAACCUCAUCUGGAAUGACUCCGCCGUGCAGCACGAGAAAAUCGCUGAGCUCAGGAAUUAUCAGAGAAUUAACCAUUUCCCUGGCAUGGGCGAAAUCUGCCGGAAAGACUGCCUAGCAAGAAACAUGUCCAAAAUGAUCAAGUGCCAGUCUCAAGAGUACAGCUUCGUACCUAAAACUUGGAUCUUCCCUGCCGAGUACACUCAGUUCCAGAACUAUGUCAAGGAGCUACGCAGGAAACGCAAGCAGAAGACCUUUAUCGUCAAACCCGCCAACGGAGCCAUGGGUCACGGGAUCUCGCUUAUUCGUAACUGUGAGAAGCUGCCAGCCCAGGAGCACUUUAUCGUUCAGGAGUACCUGGACAAGCCCUUCCUGAUGGAGGGCUACAAGUUUGACCUGCGCAUCUACAUCCUUGUCACUUCCUGCGACCCACUUCGCAUUUUCCUCUACAAUGACGGCCUGGUUCGCAUGGGCACAGAAAAGUACCAUGCACCCAGCGAGGCCAACCUGAGCCAACUCUACAUGCAUCUGACCAACUACUCGGUCAACAAACACAACGAGAACUUUGAGCGAGACGAGACAGUGGACAAAGGAAGUAAGAGGUCCAUCAGUUGGUUCACCGAGUUCCUCCGCACCAACGACUACGACGUGGCCAAGUUCUGGGGAGACGUCUCUGAGCUGGUGGUGAAGACCAUAAUUGUGGCUGAGCCCCACGUGCUGCAUGCCUAUCGCAUGUGUCGCCCCGGCCAGCCACCAGGGAGCGACAGCGUCUGCUUUGAGGUCCUGGGCUUUGACAUCAUCCUGGACCGCAAACUCAAACCGUGGCUACUGGAGAUCAAUCGAGCGCCGAGCUUUGGGACCGAUCAGAAGAUUGAUUACGACGUGAAGAAAGGGGUGCUGCUCAACGCUCUCAAACUCCUCAACAUUCGAGCCAGUGAUAAGAAACGCAACCUAGCCCAGCAAAAGGCAGAGGCUCAGCGACGGCUCUAUGGACACGGCUCCAUGAAGAAACUCUCGGCUGCCUCCUCAGACUGGGAGAAACAACGUCACACGCUGGAGCGUCGGAGAGAAGAGCUGAAAGAACGACUGGCACAGGUCCGCAAACAGAUCUCUAGGGAGGAGCAUGAAAAGCAACAUCUGGGGAACUACAGACGUAUUUACCCCCCAGACGACAAGCUGCUGUUGGAGAAGUAUGAAAGCCUGCUCUCGGCCGCCUUUCAGACCUUCCUCGCCGGGCGAGCUGCCUCACUUCAAAAGGAAAUGAAUAAUCCUCUGAAACGAAUGAAGGAGGAGGACAUCUUGGAUCUGCUGGAGCAAUGUGAACUGGACGAUGAGAAGCUGAUGGGCAAAACCUCCAGGCAACGAGGCCCCAAGCCCUUGACCGCCAUGCCAGAAUGCAGCCAGACGCCAAGACGUCAACGACCGGACUACCUGGCUGACUUCACCAGCGGCAGCAGCGCCGAUAACUCCUGCUCCUCAUCGGACGAAGAAGAGGAGGAGAGGAGGAAAGCAGGAGGAGAAGGAGGAAGCGGCGGAGAGAAGAGGGAGAAGAAAGUUUCCUAUGACCUUGGGGAGAGCAAGGACAAGAACUUGGCUGAGCGCUCAGGCCGCAUGCACUGGAAACCUCCAGUCAAGUCACUCAAAACCAGCCCCGCUCCCUCUGCCUCCCCAACACUUUCUGGUCCAAUCAGGCGCUCCAUCUCCUGCCCUCGCUCCAUCGCCUCCCUCUCAUCGCCAAACGAGGUGCGGGCGUUGUCCUCCAGGCCUUCUCCCACGGUUCCUAUGGCCACUCCCCUCGUCAGGCCGAGCUCCGCCACGCUGCGCUCUCACUCUCUGAGCCGUAGCGGCUCCGCCCACCGCGUGCCUCACAGCAACAGCCUGGGGACCAUCCACUCCCACAUAGGCGAUCCGCUGAUAAACCUGAGGAGUAAAGAGCAGGAAGCUGAGCUGGUGCGUCAGACUCUGGCUGCGCUCACCGCCAUGAGGAUCAGGUUUCCGGGCAAAACCGAGGAGGAGGCUGAGGCUGUGCUGGAUGAGAUCCUGGACAACUGGAAAUACCAUAAAUCAAAAGUGGCCUCCUAUUGGUUAGUGAAGCUGGACUCCACCAAACAACGAAAGGUGUUGGACAUUGUUCGUACAAAUGUACGCUCAGUGCUGCAGCGGAUAUGGAGGGAGCCUGAUGUAGAAAGUCUCCAUCUCUACCGGCUCUUUAACCGCGUCUUCAACCGGCUGCUCUGGAGCCACGGCCAGGGCCUGUGGAACUGCUUCUCCAACACCGGUUCUUCCUGGGAGACCAUCUUCAGUAAGAGCAGCGAGGUGGUGUCACCCCAGGAGCUGCAGUGCUGCCGCCGGCUGGUCCAGCUGUGUCGGGACUGCCUGUUGGUCGUCUACAAGUUUGUCUCUGAGUCCCGUGGCUCUUUGACCGGACUCAGCCCAGAGUGGGACGACACCAGGUAUCUGCUGCCAGUGACCUCCCAGUUCAUCAUGAAAUGGCCUUCGUCCAGUUUUGGCCGCCUCUCUUCGACAGUGCCACGGUCACGCAGCCUUUUCGCCGCCAGAAUGGGCCACUUCUGAGGUCGCCGUGGCCAGCCUGGCUCCCUAAACCUUGCCUUUUGACCUCCACCUCCCUCCUCUGACUCUCACCCAGCCAUACUCCGAUCUCAGCAAGUCCGGUACAGAUCUCAAGUCGAGGCAGCUCUGGAAACCGUCCGGAGUAUCAACCUGGGCCGAUUCCACCUAUGGCAGACCAACAAAGAAGGCCCGGUUGAUUAUGGAUUGCUAAAGGGCCUUGUUCAAUGUAGAUAAGUCUGGACCGGACUAGACCAGCAGACCAACGGUACUCUCAAGCCCCAUCUUUAGCCACAGUAACAUCAGACUAUGGGUUUACCCCUCUUUUCUCAUUGUAAUUGCUGUAUUAUACCUACUCACUGUACAGUUACAAGUCAUGGUACUGUAAAAGGAAAACAUAACAAAUACUUAACAAUGCAAGGAUUAUUUAUUUAUGUACUUACUUAUUUUUUAAGGUAUUCCAUGAAUGCAGUGAAUGCUGAUGCAGAAUGCGGAUAUGGAAUGAUCAACAAAGCUAUCCCUUGUUUGAUGUAUGGAUGUAAAAAAACAAAAAAAACAUCAAAAAUCUUAUUUUUUAUGGCUGUAAUCAGUUAUUUUAUGUCUUAAUUUAAUUUAUUGCAUAACUUAUAUCAGAGGCUUUAUGUUGGUAAAUGUUUCAACAUUUCAACAGUUUUUCAGUUGAGACAUGGUGCCCAGAGAAUUUAAAAUGUUUUUGAAUUAGCAAACUUCUGAAUGCUAAUGCCUCAUGUUUGACCUGUGUGAAAUUGAGUGCAGCAUUAUUAAGCAACACAAUGUUUAGAAUGUCAAUGUAGUAAAGCCAAGCCUCUUUGCCUCUUAGAGAAUGAGCUAACUUUGGCGCCACAGCGCAAAGAGCAAAAACUUAAGUCUUCGGAGAGCAUCCAGUUCCUAAUAUGCACUUUGCAGUUUGUCACAGAAAGAGAAAGUGGGUGCACAUAACAGUAGUGUUUGCAUGCCUAGACUUUUAGUCCCUCACCCAGAUAAGGAGGAGUUGCGUUUGGAAUAUACUUGAAGUUUUUUUUUUUUGUCAUUAAUUAUUGUGUCUUUGUAUCUGCUUCACUUAAGAAGGAGACACUUCACUUUUAGAUUUGUUGUCUGUAGUACCGAUGUGUCAAAGAUAGUGAGGAUAUGUGACAUCACUUACAGAUUGUUGGGCAUGUUAAAUGACUUGGAUCAUCAGCUCAAAUGUUCUGUACUGUAACAGCGGCGAUUCUUCCUGGGACGAGCAGUUGCAGCCUUUUCCCCAAACCGCACUGUAGGUACAGUUGCCAGGGAAAUCAUGGAUGUGCCAAUAAUAUGCACACAUACUUCAUGUGUUCAGUUGGGUUUUAUUUAGGGUUAAUAUGUCAUGAAACACUGUAGGACCUCAGUUAAAUAUAGUAUUAAAUGUCGAUAGGGAGAAACGAGGUGUUAUAUGUUUAGUAGUUUACUUAGCUCUGUGUUCUACCCAAUGAGAUGACAGUAGACUUUUAAAGAUGGUAGUCUGUCAGCAGCGUGUGCAAUACACUACAGUGUGCAUUUUAUAACAUCAAACCCAGACUAACAAGUGUUGCAGCAAUGCUGUGCUAAAUCUGUUCACAUUUAAUUCCCAUACACUGAACAUCAUUGCAGAAUGCCAAAUAUUUUUAUUUUGCCUGAUUUUAUUUGUGUUAUUUAAGAGUAGUACUUUUUCAU